AUGGACUUGCAGCAAAGAAAGGCUCUUGCAAAUGGGGAUCACGUGACCGAUAGGCAAAAACAAUGGGCAUCCCUUGGUGCUUGGUUUUUGGGACCCAAAGGAGAAAAUGGGGAAGUGUUUCGGGACCUCUUGACGAAGGCUGUCGAUUCGCAUAUCGGAUUCCGUCACAGGUAAUUUAAAGUAUAGGAGCACACAUGUAAUGUGGCCAGUAAUAAUCAGGCUAUAACGUGUUGUCUUCAUUUAUUUUUCUUAACUGGGUAAUUUAUUUAUCUUACAGACGAAUUUUUUUCUUGUAAUUAAUCACUUCAGCCACACCUAUAGUUAUUUGAAAUUGUCGAAACAAGAAGCAUGGCUUAUUUGUAAGCUUUGCGUCAUUAAUCCAAAAGCCUGCGUACACAGGUCGCACAAAACGGAGAGGGAACAAAGCAGGCCGUAUAGGAUUCUCCGAAACUGGUAUUUUAAGCAAAUAUAGACACCCUGAAUGGUUUUAUUCAACUUUCAUCCUAAUUAAAACGGCUACCGCGUUUCCCGCAGAAACGACGCUGGUUCACGCACGCUCACUACUUUCUUUUGCAUUAAGAAAAUCUCGUCAGCUCGUAAUCGUCCUUGUCUCUAAUUACAAAAAGCUGUUAAGUUAUCUCAAAAAACUAAGAGACGUGCCGGUGCUCACAGACAAAUGGUUUCACACCCCAAAAGUAUCACAUUUAUUCAUGUUAUACUCACCUCAUCCAAUAAUUGUCCAUUGUGUUCAACAGUUACUUCCCCUGUGAUCCCCCUUACGUCACAGACCAGCUUCGAGAAGCAGGAUCCUUCAACUUUGCCAUGCAGAGGUUAAAAACUGAGAUGGAAAAAUUACAGGCCGAAUUAAAAAAGUCUGUUCCAUUCUUCAGUUCAAGAUACAAGGUAAAUACAUCAAGAAUUAAUUACUUUCAACCAUCAAUUCAUCUAUUCAUUUCGUUUUUUUUUUCUUUUUCCUCAUGAAAAAUAAUAAUAACCAACAUAACGAUAUUGACGAACAUAGCGAUAAAGAUAAAGAUAAAAAGAAAGCCAUGAUAAUGAUAAUGACAGUGACAAUGAUAAUGAUAAUGAUAAUGAUAAAGUUAAUGAUAAUGAGAGUAAUAAUGAUAAUGAUAAAGAUAAAGAUAAAGACAAUGAUAUUGAUAAUGACAGUGAUAAUGGUAAUGAUAAAGUUAAUGGUAAUGAUAAUGAUAAUAAUAAUGCUAAUGAUAUUGAUAAUGACAGUGAUAAUGGUAAUGAUAAUGAUAAAGUUAAUGAUGAUGAUAACAAUAAUGAUGAUGAUAAAAAUAAUGAUGAUGAUAAUGACCAUGAAAAUGAUAAAGUUUUGAAAAUGAUAAUGGUGAUGAUAACGACAAAGGUCUUGAAAAUGAUAAUUGAUACUAGUACUAGUUCUACUACGGAGCGCGCUCCUAUGCCUAAAGGGACCGAGAACCCCGAGAAGGAGGAACUUAGAUGUUAAGGACAGGGAUCUAGAAAUAGAGAAGGGUCAAGCAGGACUUCCCUAGACUCAGCAGCUGUAGAUGCCUUCUUAAAUGUCUGUAUUUUAUUUUAUUUUAUUUAAACAUUUGAAAGAAACUUUUGAAUUUUAGAGGCUAAAAGUUUUUUUUUUUCUAUUGAAAUGAAAUGUUUUUAAUUCGAAUAAAUUUUUCUUAGUUAAGUUAACUUUUUCUAAGCUAAAUUAAGUGUUUUUUAAAUCGACAGGAAUUGUAAAUAGUGUUUUGAAUGAAUAGUUUUUUUCUUUUUUUCAAGCGAAUUAAUUGUAAAUAGGAUUUUAAUAUAGUCAGCAUUGUUGUCAAAAAAAUUUUUUCACUACUAAAAAAAACUAGUGCUACUACUAAUAAUGUUUUAUUCAACUUUAAAAAUAUGUGCAUAAUUUACAGAAAUGUUUGAAGUAAGAAUUAAGCAGCAUAUAACAUUAAGAAUUAUAAAAAUCAUAAAAAUACAAUCAAAGUGUCAAUAAUGAUUAACAAAUACAUUCCUGGCCGCUCAGAUGCGAUCAACAACUCUUGCAGGCGGUCCAGCGUUUUAAUAUAUAUACAUAUACUACUACUACUACUACUACUACUACUACUACUACUACUACUACUACUACUACUACUACUACUACUACUACUACUAAUAAUAAUAAUAAUAAUAAUAAUAAUAAUAAUAAUAAUAAUAAUAACAAUAAUAAUAACUGUAGCAUUUAAUAGCCAUAGGCUAAGGCAAACAAACUAUUGACCCUUCUAAACUUUUGGCCCUCAUAUUAAAAGGAUAUAUAGCUUUUACAUCUACGCCUUUGUUUAUGAUUAUAUUAUACUAACUAACAACCCAUAUUUCUUUUCCUAAGGGCCACGUUCAAUGGGAGACAGCGAUGCCAGCUAACCUUGGCUACAUGUCUGCAAUGUUGUACAACCAAAACAACUGCGCAUCAGAAUCCUCUCCUGUCACAAGUAAAUACGAAAUGGAGGUGGGCAAAGACCUGUGUGUCAUGGUGGGGUAUGACAGGGACAGAUGUAUGGGACAUCUCACCGCUGGGGGGUCUGUAGCCAACAUUGAAGCAAUUUGGGCGGGAAGAAAUGUGAAGUACUUUCCACUGGGACUACAAGAAGCUUUGUUGAAGGACAAAAGACUUUCUGGUGCCAAAAGUUACAAGGUACGUUUCCCUGUUUUACUUACGUUCUGGUUUAUUUAUCCAUGCACUUUACCUUUUGCAUUGUUUAGGCAUAAUGUGGACGGAUAGCUUUGGUAGAGUAUAUAAGAAAAUACCAUUUUCGGUUUGGCCAGCCGUGGCAAAUGAACAUUACUUAGUAAUACCGUGGAGAGUGCUAAGAAGGCACAAGGACCAGAGUAGAAGAAAAUUAAUGCUUUAAAUAACUCCUCAUAUGCCAAGUAAACAUCUGCGAUGAAAUUAACUGGAUUGAGUACACAUGGUGUAAAGACAUUGCAUCGUUUAAAUCACAACCACUUACACUGUAUAACUUAGGUUCUUUUCACUGGAAACCAUUCAUAUUUUUUUGUUUGAUUUUUUUUAUUAUUAUUGAUUUGCUCAACAUUGUAUGUAAGGUUACAAUAUUUUGAUAGUGCUUAAGAAAUAAUUACAAUAUUGAACAGGAGGUCUCAGAAACCUUUCUGGUCUUAUCGAGGAGACUCCCUGUCAGUUUUCAUCAAUUUCAUUUGAUUAUGAUGACAUAGACGAUUUUGGCUAGUAAAUAAGGUUUUACAUCAUCAAUACUAUAUAUGUGCUUACAUCGAAUAUAUAAAUAAAAUAUUACAAAUGUGGCAUCACUGUUUCAUUCUACCUCUUCACUCAUCAGAUGAAUAUUCUCAAAAAGUUUAAAAGAAUAACUUGACCGACCAUCUCUUAUGUCAUCCGUCAAGCUAUUAUAAAUUAUAUCUAACCUUUUGUUUGCAACAGUAAAUUAUCGUACAUUUGUUUUACCCAAGGGCUUAUGUAGACGUUUGUAUAAACGAGUGUUAUGAUCAUGGAUUUCAUUAUUUUUCUUAAAAUUAAAAAUUGGUUAGCGCUCCAGGAAGUUGAUUUUGUGAGGACUGAUAUUUUAGACAUUCAACGACAAAUUUAUUCAUCUGUUAAAUAUUGAGAAUAUUAAAUUGUUGAGAUAAAGAUUUCGACAAAUGAUUAUACUUUUUUAAAAAACAGCAUGAUCCCGACAAGUUUUUUUCUGCGGCUUAAAAAAUCUUGUCUAGAUUCCCUCGACUCUCAAAGUUUGUCUCGCUUCAGCCAGAGAAACAUUGAGAUUUUUUUGUUAUAAUAUUAUAAUUAUUAUUCCUGGCAAAGAGAAGCUAAGAGAAUUAACCAUGUCCCGGUUCGUGGACAGUCAGUGAGUGUUUAGUGACGGAUCCAUAUAUUUUUCUAACUUUAUUUUUCUCCGGUCAGGUUUUAUUGCCUCAAAGAGGAAAAGAAGAAGAAUUAAUCAGCGCUUCACAGUGGGAACUCCUUAACCUUGAUGUCGACACUAUCUUACAAAUGCCUUCAGAUGUACAAGCUUUGGCAAGCCUCGAACAUCAUGAAUUUAUGGAAAUAAUGUCGAAGUACCUUUAUGAGUCCAUUGGAACGCAGGAGUUUGUAAGGCGACAUAUGCUAACACAAAGUCCAUGCAUUGUUGUUCCAAGCACAUUACACAUUUCCUUGACGAAAGCAGCCACAAUCCUUGGACUUGGUCGAGAGAGCCUUGUUUCUGUAGCAGUUGACGAAAACUCGCGGAUGGAUCCUAUUGGUUUGUAACAGUUUCUGUCUGUCUUCAUUUAGACCCCCCCCCCACACACACACACACACCAAUUUUGUUUUUCUUUUCUUUUUUUUUUUUUUUUCAACAAUCAAAAACAAAAACCAGAAAACGGAAACAGAACAAAUAACUGUAGGGUGUAUUUAGUUAACAUUAACAAAAUGCGUAUUAACCAACUUGUGAGUUAUAUAUGGAAGUGAAUUACAUUUACUUAUAACUUAUACUUAUACUUGUAAUCGAUCAUCACAGUUGUUUUUCAUUAAAAGAUAAUAUUUACUUUUAUGGAAUUUUAGAUUUGAACCGCAUUCUACAAGAAAAAUUGGAUAAGGAAAUUCCAGUCAUAACGGUAGUAGCUGUCACAGGAACAACAGAGCAAGGCGCCGUUGAUCCAGUGACUGCAGUUGUCUAUUCGCGCGAAAAGUUUAGAAUGAAGGUAAGGAUAACUUGAACUAUAUCUGACUUCAUAUCUGAAAUUUCUUACACUGUCAAAACCAUUAUACUCAUCAUCAUCAUCAUCAUCAUGAUAAUCAUCAUUUCUUUCUUCAUCGUGAUCACUAAGAUCAUCAAUCGUUUUCGGCGAUGUAUUAAUUAUAUAGAUCCUUUUUACCUGGCACCACUUUCCUAAAAUAUUUAUGCCAUAAAUUAGGUAUUACUUUGAAGAAUUGUCUAUUUUAAAAACCCAUGUCUUUAUUUAUAUGAAGGGUCUGAACUUCAGCAUUCACGCGGAUGCAGCCUGGGGAGGAUAUUUCUGUAGUAUGCUGCGCGCGCAGCCGGAGAGCAGUCCUAUGCCGACAACCAAACAAACAGGAUUUGUUCCAGAAAUGUACCUGAGUUCCUACGUCCACGAACAGUUAUCAGCUCUCCACCAUUGUGAUACAAUCACUGUUGAUCCCCACAAAUCUGGCUUCUGUCCUUAUCCUGGUGGUGCAAUCUGUUAUAGAGACAGAAAGAUGAAUUCAUUUCUGUCAAUCACCAGUAAGGCGCUCUUUUUGCAUGGGAACAUGCUUCUUAAUAAUGUUGGUAUCGAAGGAUCCAAACCUGGGGCAGCUGCUGUAGGGGUCAUGAUGGCAAACAGGGUAACCAUUUAUGAAUCUUUUUCUUUUAGUAAUGUAUUAAAAAAUAGUCUAUAUAAGACAGCCCAAUUAUUACGACUAUUUUUCGACAAAACACCAAGUUAUUUUUCUGGCUCAUGUGUGAUAUCAUCAUAAAAAAAUAACCGUAGAAUUUGAAUCAAUCUCUUCUGGAAACAAGUGAGCUUGAUGCUUAUAUCACAGUUGUUAUUCUAUGCGUAGGGUGAAAGAAGCAAAGGUUUUCGGUUUCAGAAAUGCACAGAUACGCGUAUUCUAAGUAAGCUCGAAAUUUGUCAAUAUGGAUGCGAAAACCUCAAUAUGUGUGGCGAAGCCUUUUUCUAACCCUCAGGUCUGCUUGUUUCGCUGGAAAUGGAAACAGUAAACAAUUCGAAAAUUUAUCAAAGUCCAUUAAAGCGUAAUUUUUUUACUACAGAAUUUAUGUUUAAAAGAGGGAUUAGUCAACUAUUGUUCUUGCCAGUUGCUUAUAGGAUAAAUAAAGCUUACUUAGUGUUCUUCAAUAUCGGUUUCCUCCUUUCGUAGGUCAUUGGUCUUCACAAACACGGUUAUGGUCGUAUCCUGGCUGAGUGCAUGUUCAACGCAAAGAUUCUGUACUGUCAGUGGGCAACGCUGGCCAAAGAAGACGACAUUUUUGUCAUCAAAACGACGAUUCCUCUACCCAGUUUGACUAACUGGUCAGAGGAGGAUCAUAUUACCUUCAUCAGAGAACGAAUUCUCGGAAAAAGCAACGAAGAAAUUGCUCGGGUAAAUCUUUUAGCUUGUUUAUCUGAAAUCAAGUCACUAGUGGGAUAUUUCACGAUAUACCACUCGCAGGCGUUGCAUAAGUGAUAUUUUACAAGUCAGAGUUAUUAGUCAAAAGUAAUUAAAGAGUAGGAGGUUUUGUACAGCCCAAUAACGUCAGUCUAAUUACUGUUAAUAACUUUUAUACAUAACUCUGCUGUUGAAUGACUCCCGACAACUAAUUCCUAUUCUAAGAAAACAUACGACAAAAUACAUGUAGGGAAUAGGCAAGAAACUCUUUCUGAGUGCCUUUCACAACCUUAACUGAUUACCAGUUACAGGUGUAGGUGCGACCAGGCUUUUGCCAGCUAAUCGGAUUUGAGAAAUUUAGGACCAAACGAUCAUUGAUUAAUAGACCGUUUUUAGCUUGUAUGUUUUGUUUUCCAAUCAGACCACGUGAUCGUACCUGAGAGAACUGUUUCUUUCAAACGUCGCCCGAUGCACGUGCAUCCACGUGCAUAUGUAUGCAUAUUGUAUGAAAAGACAAAAAGGAAAAUCCCCAGGCGAACAUCAUCACGUGGUCUGAAUAGGGAAAACAAAACUUACAAGCUAAAAUGGUCUAAUGAAAGUUUCAUCAAAGCAGACGUUCCGGGUACUAUUAAAGCCCUUUGUUAUAAAGGGAACAAUAGCACUCUACCUGACGUCACCUUUUGAAUUUGCUUGCGGUGACAAUUUUUUUUCACUUUAUCAUUGACAGCGAAGCAACUCUUUGAUAAAACGAACAGCAGCAAAGUUAAGUACUGUUUUAUCUUGUCUGUCGUUUAGGAUGAUAAAGCUAUGCUUUACCUAAAAGAAGUGGGCCCUGAUACCUUGAUACCGUGUUUCGCUGUAAACCUGAAAGGAAACCAAAGCGUUGAAGUGUGCAAUGCAAUCAACACAGCGAUAUUCGAAAGGCUCACUCACACAUCAGGGGAACAUACAGCGUUUCGCAUCCCAAUGCUUGUUACCUCAUCAAGUAUGGUGUCCCACGUCCACAGUGUUGCAGCCACAAAUUUCAAGACAAGAUUAGGGGUAAGAGAGAACAACAAGAAUCGAAAUCUGGUAUAACGAGAAACCUUCUCGAUGCCCUUUCCUUUUUGGAAAUUCGAUUUAUAUUUUAAAAGAUCACGUGAUAUAUGUAGGACCAUAUAAAUAACUGAAAAUUAUUGAUGGUUUUUCUUGACCACAGCCAUGAAAAGUGAGGCAGAAUUACGCGUGUCUAAACUGCAAUAUGCACUAAUCUACACAUCUUUCUUUCUUUCUUUUUUCUAUUCAGCUGAACUCAAACAACGACACACCAGUCAAAUAUAUCAUAACAACUUGCAUGGAUCCCUGGGUCACAUCUUUAGAUUUCAUGGACCACGUGUCAUCUGUCAUGAGGAACACUAUUUUGUGCGCAAUUGGAAGGGUAAGGGCUAAUUUACUUUUCAAAACACCUUUGAUUUUAAAAGGUGGAAUGCCCUUAACACAUCAAUUAUUUAUGAUCAACACUGCUAUUGUCAUCUCUGCUUUAUAUUCAAGGUUACUGAUCCUACUGCCCUCCACAACUUUGUCAGUACGGGAGUUGUCAAUGAACAGAACGAAGUAAUCGCCUGUUAUGUUGGAGAUUUUAACAGAGUGCAGAAGCAGUACGAAGCAAUUGUCAAGUUAAAAUUCAUGCACGACAGGGACGCCGAGAAGUACAUCACUACAGAAAAGAAGUUGUUAAAGGAAAAUGGUGCCCGAAAACCAAUUGUCUUCCGAAGCAAACGGCAAAGACUCCAUGAUGUCUUCUUCAAGGAUACAGGGUACUCUGGUGAAUUGGAGGAGUUCGACUGUUUCAUUGGGUUGCCUUCUGAUAACAGUAACCAUCCGUUUAUGAGUCCAAAAAUGAAGAUCAUAGAUGUUCCACGUUACGAACAUUUUGACAACCAUGAAUCUCUUGAGCAAAGUGACUACUUCAUGUACGGUGACAUGAAAAACCUGUUUUUGUUUCACAUCCCUGCCAAGAGUUCCGACUUCUAUCAGGUAACAGCGCUCUGUUGAUCCAGUAUACUAUCAUCAUCAUCAUCAUCAUCAUCAUCAUCAUCAUCAUCAUCAUCAUCAUCAUCAUCAUCAUCAUCAUCAUGAUCAGCAUCAUUAUCACUAUCAUCGUCAGCAACAUCAUUUUUAUCAUCAUCGAUAUGAUUCUCAUUCUAAGACCGAAUUUCACAUAACAAGCAUUUUAACAAACAAAAUUCUUCACCGUUUUUUUUUUUUACUUUACGUCAGAUCAGAUACCAAAAGCUCCGAAUCCUUCCAGGCAAUAAAUAUAACUCCCUGUCAAUUCAUAAGCCAUAUUUCCAUUACCGUUUUUAUUCUCAAGUAAAAAGAUGCAUGGAUCAAAAGCCAUUUUCGCUGAAAACUGAGGAGUUCGUUCGUAAUGAAGCUGUGAAUUGUGUAAGACAUGAGAUUUCUCGAAAAAUUACACUUUUCAUCACAUGAACAUUAUGUAAAUUACGUCACAUGACCUCUUAUGACCACGGACUCCCAAAAAAUCUUUAAGCAAAAAUGGCAGCCCGUUUAGAUUCGAAGUUAUCCAACUUAAUUGCUACAAGACAACUUACAACAUAAAGGACUACCAAAUUGCGCUUGGCAACAUUUGAAUAUAGAAGCAGGGUUAUAUUAGGAGACAGAUCAUUCUAGGUCGCAGCUCCGGCACUUUGGAAUGUAUUACCGCGUGAGAUUCGUUCUAUUACAGAUCUAGGGUUAUUUAAGCGCCGUCUGAAAACGCACCUCUUUAGGGAAGCUUUUUAUUAAUUUAUUAAUUUUUAAUUUUUAUUAUGAUAAUUACUAGUGUUUUAACAUAUAUUGUAUAUUUUAAUUUUAUCAUAGUAUAUUUUAAAUAAUUAGUAGUUAGAUACCCUUUAUUAAGUUAUUAUAGAUAGAAAUUAUCUAAUGGGCGCUUGAUCAUUUCAUGGAAAGCGCGCAAUAUAAGAAUUAAAUUAUUAUUAUUAUAUGUAAUUACUUUUGUAGAUAAACGGCUUUUCUGACUAGUGCUCAGUUCCCCCAUUUCAAGUGGUUCCUUUAAUCACACUUUUCCUUUACAAUAUGUUAAAUAAUAUACCUGAAGGCCCUAAAAUUAUGCAAUCAAUUAUAAAAGGUUAAGGACACAAGAAAAAGUAUGCCCAUAACCAAACUGGCAAAAAAUAAAAGUGUGCUUGUCUGACCAAGUUUCGAGCUGCUACCACAAAAGCUUUGAAAGAAAGACUACCCGACCCCCCCCACCACCAAUUUUUAACUGAAUAAGUGGAGACCCAUGCUCUAUAAGUUAACUUGAGUUAUUCUCAUUCUCAUUCUCAUUUUCAGUAUCAUCAUCAUCAUCAUCAUCGCUGAAUAAAAUAGUAACAAUAAUAAUAACAAUAACAUUGUUAUUAUUAUUAUUAUUAUUAUUAUUAUUAUUAUUAUUAUUAUUAUUAUUAUUAUUAUCGUUAUUGUUAUUAUUAUUAUUAGGGCUGAUUAACAAAUCUCAUUCCCUUGUUUUUUCCCUUUUUUUCUCGUUCUACUAAAGAUUGUAGAGCUUGAUGGCGUUCCAGACAAUGUAGGAUUUGAAGAAGAUGAUGACCUUUUACUCAAACACGGAAUUGAAGUGAAAAUUCCCAGCAUUCCUGAUGAGCCUAUGAUUGUAAACGGAGAAAUCCAGGAACCCUUGGAGAAAAGGGAAUUUGACAUAAAUUUUCUUGGAAUUAACGGCAAAGAAGUUGAGAGUAAUGUGAGAGUAAGGAGAAAGAUUUGGUUUGCU
Porites lobata is the source of this 9851-nucleotide messenger RNA. NCBI's taxonomy places the organism in Eukaryota, Metazoa, Cnidaria, Anthozoa, Scleractinia, Poritidae. The record is from the annotation of a GenBank genome assembly.